AUAAAGUCUCGAUGGAAAGAGUCCAGAUCUCACAGCCGGAUCCACGGAUGAGUUCUGGAGCUUUGAUUCAUGUGUGGCGUUAUCUGGGUAACCUGCCGUUCAGAGUCUGGAAGAAGAUGCUGGAAACUGUCCAACACACUCCGUUGACUCUAGAUCCAAACACAACACAUCGUCGUCUCACACUCUCUGCUGAUCUGACCAGUGUGUCAUACAGUCGUGUAGAUAAAACGCUCCCUGAUAAUCCAGAGAGGUUUGACUAUUAUCCAUGUGUCCUGGGAUCUGAGGGCUUUAACUGUGUUAUUAUGCAGUGUUAA
This is a messenger RNA of Rhinichthys klamathensis goyatoka, 314 nucleotides long. Its product is annotated as E3 ubiquitin-protein ligase TRIM35-like. Bases 12 to 314 code for a protein of 100 amino acids. The record is from RefSeq and is a predicted model, not a curated record. NCBI's taxonomy places the organism in Eukaryota, Metazoa, Chordata, Actinopteri, Cypriniformes, Leuciscidae. The transcript is spliced from 3 exons.